Micropterus dolomieu (smallmouth bass) is the source of this 2058-nucleotide messenger RNA. RefSeq names its product capping actin protein of muscle Z-line subunit beta (gene capzb). Gene Ontology annotation, biological process: regulation of lamellipodium assembly; barbed-end actin filament capping; negative regulation of filopodium assembly. Gene Ontology annotation, molecular function: actin filament binding. Gene Ontology annotation, cellular component: F-actin capping protein complex; cytoplasm. NCBI's taxonomy places the organism in Eukaryota, Metazoa, Chordata, Actinopteri, Centrarchiformes, Centrarchidae. The record is from RefSeq and is a predicted model, not a curated record. Bases 226 to 1044 code for a protein of 272 amino acids. The transcript has 9 exons.
CAACCGGGGCCUGCUUUCUGACAGCAGCCUCCUUCCUGUAGCCCGGUUGAGGAAGUGAUUUUCGCUGACAGGGCUGGGUUCCGUGAGGGAGAGGCGAACAAAACAACUAAACUAAAAAAAGAACAUCAAGAGGCGAGAGGAGCGACUUGUUAACCCCCAGUGAGGCUAAGUUGUACAGUCGUCGGUGAAAUCGUGCUGCCCUGCCCCGCUGAGACCGCCGCAGACAUGAAUGACCAGCAGCUAGACUGUGCCCUGGACCUGAUGAGGCGUCUGCCUCCACAGCAGAUCGAGAAGAACCUCAGUGACCUCAUUGACCUGGUGCCCAGCCUUUGCGAGGACCUCCUCUCCUCUGUGGAUCAGCCCCUGAAGAUUGCCCGGGACAAAGUGGUGGGGAAAGACUAUCUGCUCUGCGAUUACAACCGAGACGGCGACUCCUACAGAUCCCCGUGGAGUAAUAAGUAUGAACCUCCCAUUGAAGAUGGUGCGAUGCCUUCAGCUCGCCUGAGGAAACUCGAGGUCGAAGCCAAUAACGCCUUUGACCAGUACAGAGACCUGUACUUUGAGGGUGGUGUGUCCUCGGUGUACCUCUGGGAUUUGGAUCACGGCUUUGCUGGAGUUAUUCUCAUCAAGAAGGCCGGGGAUGGAUCCAAGAAGAUCAAAGGGUGCUGGGACUCCAUCCAUGUGGUGGAGGUGCAGGAGAAGUCCAGCGGUCGCACUGCUCACUACAAACUCACCUCCACCGUCAUGCUGUGGCUCCAGACAACCAAGACCGGCUCCGGUACCAUGAACCUGGGCGGCAGCCUCACGAGACAGAUGGAAAAAGAUGAGACAGUCGGAGAGUCCUCACCCCACAUCGCCAACAUCGGCCGCCUUGUCGAAGAUAUGGAGAACAAGAUUCGCUCCACACUGAAUGAAAUCUACUUUGGCAAGACCAAGGACAUAGUCAACGGCCUGAGGACUGUUCAGACUCUGGCUGACAAGUCAAAGCAGGAGGCUCUGAGGGUCGACCUGAUGGAUGCACUCAAACGCAAGCAUAACAGCUAGAGAUGCUACUGUUGUUUUUCUUCUGUCUCUCACUCUCUCUCCGCCUCGUGUCUGCCAUCUCUUCGUUUCUUUAUGUCUCUCCCUCCAUACCUGUUUCAGUGCUGCACUCUUGUUUAUUUGUGGAAAAAACAAAAAAGGAGAAAAUGCUUAGCUUUGUUUAUUGUUUUUUUUGUUUUUUCCUGUCCGGUUUCGUUUUCAUGCAUCUCAUCUGCCAUGAAGCCAUUCACUCCCUCUCUCUCUCUUCACCCCUCUCUUCUCUCUCUCUCUCUGCCUCUUUCCCAUGUUAUGAAUAUAAUGAUAGUAUUACCACGGUUAAUGAUAAUCUUACAGUGUGAGGGUCAUUGUAGUAAUAAUCCCUGAUGUUCUCACAGCUGAUGUGCCCUCUGUCUGUUUCAAAUGAGUGAUUUUUUUUUGGCCCCACUCUUCCUCCGUGACGAGGAAACGGACACGGACUGUGGUGUAAGCUCGGCGGGGCUGUCAUUAAAGACAUAAAGAUUUUGUUGCACCUAUUUUUGUCCACGACACGCCCCCACCCCAAUAUAUUUGUAUAAAAUUAUUACUGUCCGUGUAUAACUGUCAUUAUUCUGGGCGACGUAAACAGCGUGACCACGAGGGCGGCCUUUAGUUUUUUACUGUUUAUUCCACUAAUGCAUGUGAGCCUGUGUGCGAUCCUGGGGGCUGCAGCGAGUGGAAAAGUAGACUUAUCAAACAUGGGGAUGGACUUGUUAUAAUCACCGGGUGAUUACACCCACAUCGUCAACCCAACCCCUUACACUGUGUAUAACAUGACAGUUUGCCUCCCUUCUGUUCUGCUUAUUCAACUUUUCUCUGUCCUCACCUACUAUGUCUUUGUUGGGGGUCACAGUUUUGUCUUUGUGUCUCAGUGGAAACCUUUGACCGUUUCCAUUUUGGAGGGGAAUCUUUUGUUGUAUUUUUGUUUUGUUUUUAUUUUGUAAAGCUUAUGAUUCAUAUUGUAUUAGAGCCUCCAGCAACAAUAAAAACUGUAAAAAGCUA